AUGGCCCCGUGAGUGUAGUUCUUUUUGUGUGGUGGAAUAGAAAUUGUAGCAAAAUGGAUAAAACAUAUCAGUACAUAAAAACGUCAAUAGUUACGUUUAAAUUGGAUUACUGCUGUUGGAUAGCGCCCGUUCGAGUGGGAAUUUAUAUUAUAGCUUAUAUGAACAUAUUAAUUUCGUUAGUGUCACUAGUGGGAACAGCGAACGACAGCUACUCGCCGACUAUAAUGAAGAUCCAGGAGAUUCUGAUCGAGGACUACGUGUCGAAGCCGAUCCCUAUUUUGGCGUACGCCACCGAAUUGAGCUUUAACGUGCUGCUGCUGUGUGCUAUGUACCGGAAAGAUAUCGUCCUUCUUCGCGUGUUUAUGAACUACAGCAUCGCCACGAUAAUCUCUGCAACCUUAGUGUACUCUAUGGUCAUAGCCGCUAUAGACGUGCUUCUCAUCAUUACUGUGAUUUCCAGUGUAUUAUUCCAGAUCUACGUCCUGAUACUAGUCCGAAGCGCUAUAGUUGAAUUCAAGGAAGAAAUAGCGGUGAAGAAUGGGAAGAUACCUAAGGAGAUAGUCUUCAGUACAUUGACUAAAGAACAUGCUGAGAAGAGCGAAGCAACCGAGGUGCCUACCGCAGUAGUCACCGAGGCUGAUGUGGCUCCCGUGAAAGAGGAACCGAAGAAAGAAAGAGACAGCAAAUUGGAGACUGUGGACGAACAUCCCAACGAAGUCACUGUUGAGGUUAAACCUUGAAAAAGUGAAGCUUAUUUAAUUUUAUUUGAGGUGAGGACAUCAUGAGAAAAAUUGUGUCUCUAUUUAAUAUUACAAA
Molecule: messenger RNA, 816 nt
Organism: Ostrinia nubilalis (European corn borer)
Lineage: Eukaryota; Metazoa; Arthropoda; Insecta; Lepidoptera; Crambidae
Exons: 4
Coding region: 54-740 (228 amino acids)
Source: RefSeq, a predicted model, not a curated record